CUCUUGAUGAGUAGCUGUCGCCGUUCAUGUUGGCGAUCGCAAUUAGAGAUUGUCCGAUGUAUUUGACAAGCUCCCAGUUGAAAAAAUUAAUGGAGUUGCUCUGAGGCUUUGAUGGGCCUAAUUUUCUGCGAGGGUCGCGAAAGUAAUGCGGCUGCUAGCGUCAACUCCUUGCUCGCGGCGAGGCUACUUUUCUUAAGACGCGCCAGUCUAGACUCUGCACAUGUCCAGUUCUUCUGACAAUGGCGAAUUUUCGUGUCUCAGAAUGGCGCAAGCUACCUGUAAGUCUUGCAGAACUUUGUAUAGACACAACGCUGCGCUGCGGUCAAUCCUUCAGGUGGAAGAAGCUCCGAGAUGAUGAGUGGUCUUGUGCACUUCAUGGUCGAAUAUUGUCUCUAAGACAAGACUCUACCCAUGUACAUUAUCGAACCACAAGAUCCAAUAUUUUAUACCCUCCUAGCCCACCUUCAUCGGCCAGAUCUUCCGCCGUUACACCAAAUGCUGAAGAUGAAGAAACGGAGGCUUUGUUGAAGCAUUAUUUCAACCUCACACCUAAUCUGACCGCGAUGUAUGAACAAUGGUCAUCGGUAGAUUCCAACUUUAAGAAGAGAGCCCCCAAGUUCACUGGAAUUCGGAUCCUUAAGCAAGAUGCAUGGGAAGCUCUUGUUGGGUUCAUAUGUAGCAGUAAUAAUAAUAUUAUAAGAAUAUCACAAAUGGUUAAUAACUUAUGCUUACAUUAUGGUCCUCUCGUAGGUCAUAUUGAUGAUCAGGCAUUUCAUGACUUUCCGCCACCAGAAGCCCUCACAGGACCUGGUGUCGAAUCGCAUCUCAGAGAGCUUGGCUUUGGGUACCGAGCAGCCUAUAUUGCCAAGACAGCAAAGAUAGUUGCAAACGAGAAACCAGACGGCUGGCUCCAGAAUUUGUGCAAUCCGGAACCCUACGAUCCUAAUCCUGAUCAGAAACCCUUACCAGAAGGAGGCCGUGAAGGGUAUCGUGAAGCACAUGAGGAAUUGCUACAGCUUCAAGGCGUUGGGCCUAAAGUAGCUGACUGUGUUUGCCUGAUGGGAUUGGGAUGGGGAGAAGCUGUCCCUGUUGACACGCACGUGUGGCAGAUUGCUCAGCGAGAUUACGGAUUUGGCAAAGGAAAGCACAAGAGUCUAACCAAAGCAACCUAUGAUGCGAUCGGCGACCGUUUUAGACAGCUAUGGGGUAAAGAAGCGGGUUGGUCGCAAAGCAUUCUGUUCGCCGCCAACUUGAGGACGUUCUCGGAAAGGGUGGCAACCAAAAUCGAGGUCGAUGUUGAUGAGGUAAAGAUCAAGCAGGAAGAUGGCACCAUUGUGGAGUCCAAAGUUGUGGUCAAGCGUCAGUAUGUUGUAGACGAGGUCAAGGAAGAGCCCGAUGAUGAUAAAGCCAGUAUCAUAGACAUAGAGACUUCGAGGUCACAAAGAGCAAAACGAAGAAGGGCAUGAGAAGAAUGUUCUUUGGUAGUAUGUAGAUUAUGUAAACUAGGUAAACGAAGCAUAAGCAAAAGACUCU
This is a messenger RNA of Mollisia scopiformis, 1533 nucleotides long. Its product is annotated as N-glycosylase/DNA lyase. The transcript has 3 exons. Gene Ontology annotation, molecular function: damaged DNA binding; 8-oxo-7,8-dihydroguanine DNA N-glycosylase activity. Gene Ontology annotation, cellular component: nucleus. NCBI's taxonomy places the organism in Eukaryota, Fungi, Ascomycota, Leotiomycetes, Helotiales, Mollisiaceae. Gene Ontology annotation, biological process: base-excision repair, AP site formation; base-excision repair; nucleotide-excision repair. The record is from RefSeq and is a predicted model, not a curated record. Bases 240 to 1466 code for a protein of 408 amino acids.